Molecule: messenger RNA, 348 nt
Organism: Neospora caninum
Lineage: Eukaryota; Apicomplexa; Conoidasida; Eucoccidiorida; Sarcocystidae
Exons: 2
Coding region: 1-348 (115 amino acids)
Biological process (GO): iron-sulfur cluster assembly
Source: RefSeq, a predicted model, not a curated record
AUGAAGCUUCCUUUCCUCUCCGGAGCGUUGCGCACAGCUUUUGCGCACACAGCUGCAUCUUCCGUAGCCCGCGGUGGUUCAUCGGACGGCCUGGUCAGAACGGAGUUGAAUUCCCUGUACCAGCGCGUGAGAGACGCAGCGGGCAAAUUCAAGUCUCCGAUGUUUAGGGAAUACUUCAUUCGACGGGCUGACGAAGACUUCAGGAGCAUGCAGGAGAGGCUGUCGUCUGCGAGCGCCGAGGAGGUCGAGCAGUUUAAAAAGCGCAUGGAGGCCCACUGCGCACUCCUGCAUCGCCAAACCGUUGUUGCGAAUCUGUACCAUACGGACCAGAUUGCCUAUCUGAAGUGA